Rhopalosiphum maidis (corn leaf aphid) is the source of this 3790-nucleotide messenger RNA. It is a transcript of the gene Trim9, whose product is annotated as E3 ubiquitin-protein ligase TRIM9. Lineage: Eukaryota; Metazoa; Arthropoda; Insecta; Hemiptera; Aphididae. Gene Ontology annotation, molecular function: zinc ion binding; protein binding. The record is from RefSeq and is a predicted model, not a curated record.
AUCAACUAUCAACUAACACAACUGUGACCACUUAGUUUUUGUCUGGCGUGUGUGUAGUCCUGUCGUGUGUUUAUGCUCCGUGCCGCUUGUACAUACAAUUCACACAGAAUAAUUUUGUAAAACGCCACUGCGGUGUGUGUGUGUGUGCAUUAAAGUGUUUAUUUUAGUAUUUAUAGUUACGUAUUUUCCGAUUUUUCUCGCGCAAUCGUUUGGCCGGUCGGAGGAUUUUCCGCGAUGUGAGCUAUUUCGAUCACCGAUCGACACGACGACGACCGUUUAACCGCUUCCGAUCUCGAAAACAAUCCUCAGACAAAUCCUUUUUUCUGUGAGUAUACGUUUCACCGCCGCGAUGGAAGACGAACUGCACUGCAUCGCCUGCAAGCAGCUGUUCAACAAUCCGGUGCUGUUGCCGUGCUAUCAUGCGUUAUGCCUGAACUGUGCGGUGCACGCACAGCGGCCGCUGGAGCCGACCGCACCGCAAGAGAACAGCGGCAACUCGACUACCAGCGGCAGUAGCACAGCCGAGUCGCACGCGUCGUCCGACUGCCAUCCGGAGUCGGACAAGCUGUCCAUACUCAGCGAGACGGACAGUGGUGUGGUGUGCAACAGCCGGCCGAACAGUUACCUGGGCACGUCCAGCCACAUCGGUGGCGGUAUCAUUGCGUUCCCGCCGGUCAUGGCCGGCUCGUAUUCGCUGUCGUGUCCGGCUUGCAGGAAGACCGUGUACUUCGACGACAAUGGCGCGCACAAUUUGCCAAAGUACAGGACGAUGAGAAACAUCGUCGACCGUUACGGCGAGCUCAGACACAUUGUGCCCAAGUGUCAGCUGUGCGAGUGUGAACCGGCCGCCGAUGCUACUGUGCUGUGCGAGCAAUGUGAGGUGUUGUACUGCGACUCGUGCCGCGACAACUGUCAUCCGCCCAGAGGCCCGUUGGCCAAGCACAACCUGCUGGAGCCAACCGUUGGCAAGGUGGCGCUCAGGAACAAAAUCAGAAGCAGGGACAUCAUCUGCAACGAACACGAAGAAGAGUGCCUGUCCAUGUACUGUAUGGUCUGCAAGAUACCAGUGUGUGCUGUGUGUAUGCACGAAUCGAGGCAUUCAAGUCACGAUGUCCAAGCCAUCAACACCAUGUGCAAAGCUCAAAAGACGGAACUAUCUCAGAAUCUCCAACAAUUGUCCGAAAAAGCACGGACCACUACAGAGUUCAUCCAGAGGUUAAAGCAAAUGUCUGAAAAACUGAAUGGCGAAUGCGAAGAACUAGAGCGACAAGUGGAUGCCAGGUGUGACGCGCUGAUCCGGUCCAUCGAGAGGCGUAGACAGUGGCUGAUCGACGCGGUGCGACAAGACAAGGAGAUCAAACAGCGGUCGUUAAAGGACCACGUGACUAGCUGUACAUGCAAGCUGCAGAAAACCACGUCCUUGUUGCAAUUUUGCAUUGAGGCCCUCAAAGAAAACGACCCCGUUUCGUUUUUACAAGUCGGGUCCAUGUUGAUAGCCAGAGUUUCGAAUACGGACAUGACCUGGCACAAGGACGUGUUGCCGUCUCCUCGAUCGUAUCACCAGCUGGAUUUGACCCUGGACGAUAACACUGUGUUGAAAGCUAUUGAGCACAUGAACUUUAUACAAAUGAAAACUCCAAGCGCGGCGCUGAUCAUCGCCGAAGAGUGUAGCGCAGAGAACAAUAGCGUUACGAUCGCGUGGCAACCACCAGCUUCUUCAUACGUCGAAGGUUAUGUAUUAGAACUGGACGAUGGCAACGGCGGAGACUUCAGGGAGGUGUAUUGCGGCACGGAAACCAUCUGCACCGUUGACGGGUUACACUUCAAUUGCACGUACAACGCCCGAGUAAAAGCGUUCAACAGCGCGGGCGAAGGCGAGUACAGUGAAGUAAUAGGAUUGCAAACUUCUGAAGUGGCUUGGUUCACGUUCGACCCGUGCUUGAGCUCGCCCGAGCUGUGCUUUACACCCGACAACAUGACAGUGACUUGCGAAGGAUUCGAGCACCGCGUGGCCCUGGGAAGCGUCGGGUUCUCUAGAGGUGUUCAUUACUGGGAAUUUACGAUCGACCGGUACGACGCCGAUACCGAUCCAAGUUUCGGCGUGGCAAGACUUGACGUAUCCAAAGAGGAAAUGUUAGGCAAAGAUGAAUCUGGUUGGAGCAUGUAUAUUGACAAACAGAGGUCUUGGUUUAUGCACUGUCGUAGUCAUGAGCAGAGGUGCGAAGGUGGGAUCCAGGUGGGAUCCACAGUUGGCGUGCUCCUGGAUCUGAACAAACACCAAUUAUCUUUUUUUGUGAACGACGAACCACAAGGUCCGGUGGCUUUCAAUGGUCUGUAUGGUGUCUUUUAUCCAGCGGUCAGUGUCAACAGAGGUGUUGCUGUCACGCUGCAUACAGCACUUGACGCUCCCAGUGACUUAGAAGACUGUUAAGACUUUUUUACAACCCUAUUGUAUAUUUUCGAAUAAGGUGUCCACUGUAUUGCAUAAUAUAAAGGUUAUAGUGUUAUGCAGGUACUAGAUCGAUAAGAUUUUUUUUUAAUCAUAAGAGUAUUUUUUAUUUAAAGUUUCUAUAAAAAGUUAUACGAGUCCAAUAUUUUAUAUUUGUACGUAUGUAAAUGUAUAUGUAUAAUUAUUGUGUAUUUUUUUUCUUUAAUUUAUCAUUAUCUCAAGUGUAAACUUAACUUGAACAGGGUGGGAAAUUUGAGUUAUAGAUCACUACAAUAUACAUGUACACUGCAUAAUUUUCCCUUCCAAUUUGCUUAAAAGAACUAAUGUAUUUUUUUAGUUACUCUGUAAUAUUAUUGUCAUUAUAAUAUUACGUUAUUAUGUAUUUUAUACUGUUUCGGCUGUUUAAAUAUUUAUGGUGUGUUUUGGAUGUACAAAAAUUGAAUAUGCAAACCAAACGAUUAUGAUGAUGACACCGUUAUUGUGAUUAUUUUAUUUUACUUUCGACAAUUUAUUUAUGAGUCCUUAAUUUAGUUUAUUUAUAUAUAUAUAUUUUAAAUAGUAGACGUAUUAAUUAAAUAUAUUUUUUUCUUUUGCAUUCUGUAUUACCUACUAGUAGUUGUUUAAGUUGUAUAAUAGCAUAACAGUGUAUUUAUAAAGUAAAUAUUGUAUCUAUUUUUUGUUUUAUUUUAAUUAAAUACAGCAGUUCAUUAUUCUAUAGCCCAUUCAAGACAUUGUUCAAAACUUGCUCGAGUACUAAAUAAAAAAAAACCCCCUAAAGCUAUUUGAAGCUUUAUUAUGUUAUUAUUUAGAAUGCCCUAUGAUGUAGUUGCUUAAAUGAAACAUGUUAGAUUAAAAUAGGUUUAGUUGUUUUUAAUUUUAUACAUCUAGUCAAAUAGAUUUAGAUUGCAUAUGAUUUUUAUCAUAAAGACUGAUGGAUAUGCGACAAAAAAAAAAUUAUAUAUAUAUAUUAUACAAUGUCAAUGUUAUUAUUUUCAAUUUUAACGCAUCUAUAAUAGAGAAGAAUUUUAAUCUCAUCUAUGAUAACUAUCCAACCAACUAUGUUAUUAUUUUUAAAUCUCAUGUAGUGAUCAUCAGUGUCCAUCACAAUUUUUUCAGCUUUUUUCAAUUUUUAUUGUUGAUAAAAGCCAAUUAAACUCUAUUAUUUAAGGUUCAAGAACAUUAUUCGAUUUUGUCAUUUUAUAUUAUUAGUGGAAUCGUUAAAUAAAACUAUUUUCUUUUUUUUAACAGUCCAACGUGAUGUUUCUUACAUUAAAUAUCUUAUUGUAUACCCAGAUUGAAGAUUUAUUUUUAUUUAUUGAAAAAUUCCAAUUAAUACUAUUC